This is a messenger RNA of Tigriopus californicus, 1295 nucleotides long. RefSeq names its product RING finger and transmembrane domain-containing protein 2-like. Gene Ontology annotation, molecular function: ubiquitin protein ligase activity. The record is from RefSeq and is a predicted model, not a curated record. Gene Ontology annotation, biological process: positive regulation of ERAD pathway. Lineage: Eukaryota; Metazoa; Arthropoda; Copepoda; Harpacticoida; Harpacticidae.
UUUGCCAUGGACAUGACGUUCCUCAAUGAACAGCAUCCUCACGUUAGAAUGGGCGCUGCACCGACUGGAUCAACGAAUAACCCGGAGCCCUGAUCGGCUCGUCUACGAUCAACAUGGAUGCUUUGGCCGCUCAUCAAGGGUAGUGCAUCGCGGUGGGCCCAAUCCCACAAGUGUGCCCGGUUAGUUCGGCGAGCUUCCUCCUCCGCCCAAGCUGGUAGGACCGCGGCGGGCGGGAGUGGUUCAGAUCCGGGCCAGGGGGCGGAUGAAUCUGUGACUGGCAUGUUUCAUCAUAUCCUAGGCCAGAAUCCCGAGCUCAAGGAUAUUGUCGAGACUUUGGAGAAGUAUAUCCCGUUUAUUGCAAUACUUCUGGUCAAGUUGUUCUUUGAUCACAGUGCUGGUAUUGUCACGUUCAUCUGCCUGCUCACUACUUUCACACAUGCCAAUUCGGUGGUCAAGCAACAAGUGGCCCAACAAGGUCGGAAGAACAAAUUGGCUCUCUUGGCCGUUUUAGUCAAUCUAGUGGCGUGUAUCGGUUUUAUCUACUACAUGUUCCAAGAUGAAAAGUUGUACAAUUGUGCUAUUUUCCUACCUCCUUCCAAAAUAGAGUCAUUUUACGAUCUCUUCUGGUUUGUGGGAGUCAACGAUUUCAUCCUGAAGUUUGUGUCUGUGAUAUUCAAAGUUGGCUUGCUUUUAUUGCCCAAUACAGCUGUUCCCUAUCAAAAGAGGGGAAAGUAUUUCCUGUUCAUCGAGCGAACCAGUCAGAUCCAUCGGGAAUUAGCUCCUAUCCACAUCUGGCUUUUGUUCUUACUCAAUGGAUACGAGCGAAUCCCAGGCAAAGUCCUGGGCGUGAUAAUGGUGGCUGUGUACAUGGUAGCCAAGGGCAAGCUGCUUCUGAAAUCUGCCCGAUGUUGGAAGCAAGCCAUACAUAAGAUCCUCCAAAGCAAAAGCUAUGGCAAGAAUCCCAAUCCCGACGAAAUCAAGGCCUCGGGUGGAAGUUGUCCAAUCUGUUAUGAAGACUAUCGCCUUCCGACAUUGCUUCAUUGUAAGCAUAUUUUUUGCGAAGAAUGUCUGGCCACGUGGUUUGAUCGGGAAAAAACGUGCCCAUUGUGUAGAGCUCAGGUCACAGAAGAUCCAGAGUGGAGGGAUGGGUCCACCUCUCACUUUGUCCAACUCUUUUGAUGAGAGCAUUGAAGUCCACUUCAAUCUCAAAUCCAUACACGCGUCGAAUUAUCCUUACAAAAACAGUGUUUGUACCCAGCUAUAUGAGUUCAAAUAUUAACAGAUUUAUUAUUCUU